Molecule: messenger RNA, 5085 nt
Organism: Kalmanozyma brasiliensis GHG001
Lineage: Eukaryota; Fungi; Basidiomycota; Ustilaginomycetes; Ustilaginales
Product: Kelch repeat type 1
Exons: 1
Coding region: 1-5085 (1694 amino acids)
Molecular function (GO): protein binding
Source: RefSeq, a predicted model, not a curated record
AUGGCCAUCUUUGGCAAGAAAAAGUCCGACAAGGACAAGGACAAGGAUAAGCAGUCCGGCUCCCAGAUCCAGUCCCAAUCCUCCAAUCCUCCCAAUGGCGACAGUAUUUCAUCCAUGUCCCCCGCCAUGGAAGCAUCCGCAAAGCAGAACCAACAGACACCACAGCAAUACCAACAACAGCAACAACAGCAGUCGCCAUACGCUCGAGAGGUAUCCGGCAUUCCCACACCAGGUGGCUCUCACAUUCCCAACAAGGGUUCCAUAUCAGGUCAGAUUGCAGGCGGCCCCGUCGGUAGCGGCUUCGCUCCAGGUCAGCAAGGCCCCUCUGGUAUUCCUGGUCCCGCUCCUGGUCCUCUUGGCGCUGCAUCGGGCUUUCGUUUUGGUGGACCAGCACCACGUCCCGAUGGCAUGGGCUCCGGCAUCCCCGCUCCUGGUCAGAGCUCCCUACGCUCUCGUAAGGUGAGCGAGCAGGGCGUUCCGAUGAUGGGCGGGCCUGCUCCUGGCUCCAACUUUGGCAUGGGAUCGGUCGGCAGUCCGUCCAGCGGCAACGUCUCUGGUCUGCCGCCCGUCUCGUCUGGACCCGAUGCUGGACCUCCUCUCUCCAGUUCCAAUGCGCCUGGCCAGCCUGCCGGAGAGAAAGGUCGACCUCAACAGGUCGUCUACCCUUGGAGCCAACGUGGUCUCGUCAUGAACCCACCCAAGUUCCUCGACGAGACACGCCAGGCUCCUCCUGGUGCCCUCAGCCCUUUCCCAUUCCCUCGCUACGGGCACGCCGUCAACCAGGCUGCCAGCACCACCGGCGAGCUCUACCUCUUCGGUGGUCUCGUGCGUGAGAGUGUCAAGAACGACCUCUACACCAUCUACGUCGACAAGCUCGUCUCGCAAGCCCCCAACUCGCCGCCGGGCACCACUCCAGCUUCGGUCAACGCCAACCAGAUCUACGCCAGCGCAACACUCGUCCAGACCACAGGCGAGAUUCCACCUCCUCGUGUCGGCCAUGCCACUGUGCUUGUCUCCAACGUCCUCAUCCUCUGGGGCGGUGACACCAAAGUGCGCGCCGAUGACAAGCAAGACGAGGGACUGUACCUCCUCAACCUCAGCACACGCGAAUGGACCCGCGUCAAAGCCGGCGACGGUCCCGAGACGUGUCCCGUUGGUCGUUAUGGCCACAGCGUAGCCAUUAUCGGCUCGCGCUUCUUUGUCUUUGGCGGCCAAGUGGACGGUACCUUUAUGAACGACCUCUGGAGCUUCGACCUCAACAGCCUCAAAGGCACUCCCACCUGGGAAUGCCUCAAGUCCAAUGGCGACGUGCCGCCCAGGCGUACGGGUCACGCCAGCGUCACCUACAAGGACAAGAUAUACGUCUUUGGUGGAACCGAUGGCCAGUACCACUACAACGACACGUGGUGCUACGACAUUGCCGCCAGCACCUGGAAGGAGCUCUCGUGCAUCGGCUACAUUCCCGUCCCUCGUGAAGGCCACGCCGCCUGUCUCGUCGACGAUGUCAUGUACAUCUUUGGUGGUCGUGGCGUCGAUGGCAAGGAUCUCGGCGACCUUGCCAGUUUCAAAAUCACCAACCAGCGCUGGUACAUGUUUGCCAACAUGGGUCCCUCGCCAAGCGGUCGAUCUGGCCACGCCAUGUCCACCUUCCAGAACAAGGUGGUGGUGCUGGGAGGUGAGAGCUUCACGGGUGCAAAGCCUGACGAUCCGGCUACCUUGCACGUCCUCGACACGGCCAAGAUCAAGUACCCAACCGACAAUAACGCUUCGCAGAUCAAAAGUCCGGCCGCCUCGCAGCCGCCCAAGUCCAACAUCGUCCCGCCUGCAGCUGGUGCAGCAGGUGCCGCCGGAGCUGCGGCCGCGGCUGCUGGUGCAGGCUCGCAGAUCCCAGGUCCUAACGGAACUGUGCGGAGUGCCAUGUCUCCAGUCGUCGAGGCAGAUGAGCGCCAGAGGAAUAUCUCACCGACGAUGCGCAACGCUUCGAGACCCAUGCAAGGCAGCGUGCCCACUUCGCCAGACCGCAACGUCCAGACGUUCGCACAGCAGCAACAGAUGGCUUCCGUGCCAGACGUCGGUCCGACACAAGGGCAGCCGCAGUCCCAGACGCCACAGCAGCUCGCCAACCAGGCCCCUGCGCAGCUGUCCUACCAGCAACCUCAGCCUGCCAGCAACGUCAACGGUGCCUCUGCCUUUGGCGCGACGAGCCCUCCCUCAAGCGUCCAGCAGCACCAGGCGCAGCUUCCGCCGCAGGUCCAACCACAGACGCAAAGCCAGCCUCAUCCAUAUGCUCAGCAAGUUGGUGCAGGUGCAGGUGCAGGUGCUGGUCCGACUCCCUACGGCGGCCCGCGUAGUCAGCGCUCGAUCGAAAACAUCCGCGGUGUUGGCGCCGUUUCGCCCACGAACAUGAACUCGAUGCGAAGCAUCAACGGUGUGGUGAGCAAGAUGGACUCGCCCGCCAACGCACCUCAAGAUGCCUUCCACUAUGGUCGUGCCACCAGCCCGCCCGGCCCCAACGGAUUCAUCUCGCCGCAGCAGGUAUCAUCCGAGCUCGAUGCAUUGCGAAAGCGUGAAGCUUGGUACAAGGCUUCGCUCGCCCUGGCCGUCAAGAAGGGCUUUGUGGAGCCAGAUCAGCUCAACGCUGGCGACGUGACCAUAACUGACGCGCAGAGCAUCACCUCUGAGCGAUUGAGUCUCGAUGGGAUCGAUACCGGUGCCGAGGGUAGCGACAAGGACCGCGUUCUCAAGACGCUCAUCUCCCUCAAGGCGCAGCUUGCCAGCGCUAAGGCCACCAUCGCGCAGCAAGCCCAGGGCGAAGCGGAUCGCCACGCCGAGUCGGACCGAGCUCGCUCGGCUGCCCUCCAGGAGGCUGCCUACUACCGUGCCAAGCUGUCGGCGAUUGAGUCUGGCAACGGUGAUGAGGUGACGCGCCUCGACCGAGAGCGUGCCAACAAGCUGGAGAAGUCCCUCGCCGAUGCCCUCCGGGAGAGUGCUCAACUGGAACGCCAGGUCUCUUCGCUGCGUGAGCAGGCCAAGCUGGAGCAGCAACUGCGCAACUCGGCCGAGGAGAGGCUGUCCGAGACGGCCAAGCGAGCCAUGGCAGCGGAAGCGGCGCAGAUGAAGGCGUACGACGAGCUGUCGAUGCUGCAGAAGCGCAGCUAUGCUAGCGAGAGCGCACUACGCGAGCACACGGAGCAGGUGACGACGCUCUCGUCGCUGGCAGCGCGCCACCGAGCCGACCACGAGCAUGCGCAGACGCAACUGGAAGCGGCCAAGUCGAACGUCGCGGCGCACCUGGCAGCCCUGACACAGUUGCAAGUCGCCCACUCUGCCAUCACAUCCAGAGCUGGCGAGUACGAGCGCCUGCAUAGCGAUCAGCGCACCUUGCUCUCGCAGCAUCAGCAGACCAUUGCUGAUCUCAGGGUCCAACUCGAAGCCAAGUCGAACGAGGCCUCCAGUCACGCAUCGCGAGCUGCCGAGCUCGAGACGCUCGUCACGCAGCAUCGACAGGAGGCGGACGCGCAUCGCAUGGCUGCCACUAGUGGUCUUGCGGCGCUCCUCGCGAACAAGGACCAGUCGUCUACGCGCGACUUGGGCGCUUCCGGUGCGGUUCCUGCUCACGUCGAGGACAAGAUGCGGGCGCUGGAGGACGAGGCCGAGUCGCUGCGACAGCUGCACGCCGAGGCGCGCCAGAUGGCGGACGAGCACUCGAGCUCGCUGCAAGAGAUGCAAGACCGUCACCUCACCAUGGAGAAGCAGCACACCAGCCUUCGUUCCGAGCUCACCGCGCUUCGCAGUCAGCUUGCUGUGGCUUUGCAAGAAGCUGCGCGACUCAGGGACAGUGCCAGCUCCAAGGAGCUCGAGCUGCGCGACCGCAACCGUGCCAUCGAGGCUGCGCAGGUCAAGUCGAGCCUGCUGAAGCAAUUCAUGGCGGAGCGUGGCGUGAGCGUGCCCAAUGACGACGAGCUGAGCGUCAAGUCGGGCUACGCGGACCGCCGUAUCCGCGAGCUCGAAGAGGAGAUCGAUGCGCGUGGGCGAGAGGUGCAAGAGGCAGAGCACCGUCUGCAGGACUCGGAGAGCCGUGUCGAAGAGCUGACGCGCGAACUCGAACACCACGCCUCGCUCACUGCUAGCCGCGGUACUGCCGACAGCACCAGCGUCGCCGAGGCGAAUCGACGCGCUCUGCUCGCUGAGCGUGAGCUGUCAGAGACGACGGCUUCGUACAAGGAGAGGAUGGCGCAGCUGGAGAACGACUACCAGACGGCGGUGCAGUUUGUCAAGGGCACCGAAAAGAUGCUGCGCAGGAUGAAGGACGAGCUGACCAAGUACAAGACGGAGAAUGCCAGCUUGCACAAGGAAGUGGCUCAGCUUCGCGCUCACACGGGUGGCCGAACAAGCCACGACGAAGGGACACGCUCCGAAGAAGCCGCGCGCGACAUCGAGGCGCUUCGAACUCACCUCGCUGCUGUGACGCAGCAGAGCGAGGAGAUUGCCGCCGAGAAUCGCGAGCUGGAGCGAAAGUUGGCACAGCUCGUCGCUGAACAGCAGCAGCACCGUGGCUCGCUGGAGCGCAGUCGAGACACGGGCGCUGGCUCCGUCGACGGCGCUCACUCGUCUCGCAAGGUCAACGAGCUGGAGAGCGAGGUGGCUCGACUGCAGCACAGUCUGGAAGAAUCGCGCAAGGAAGUCAACAAGACGCUGGAACUCAACGAGCAGCUCCAGAAGCAGAUCAGCUCGAGUCCCACACCCCAGGGCCACGAGGCUGACUCUGCCGCGCUCAACCGUUCGCUCACCGCCGCGCAGACGAGCAACGAGCAGCUGAAGCGCGACAAUGCCAACCUGACCCAACGGCUGGCGGAGCUGGAUGACAAAUUCCAGCUGCUCCUCGGACGCAUCGAGUCAACCCACGAGGACGGUGGGCGAAGGGACAGCAUCAUGUACGGCAGCAUUACGAGCGAGCUGGACAAGUGGGAGCACGAUCGCUCUCUGGGCGGAACCGACGCGUACGGCCAACACGCAGGCCAAACGCUCCAGCCAGCAGCACCGCUAUCGAGCGCCGAGGCCUAUGCUCAAAAGGCGGAGCACUGA